Messenger RNA from Arachis ipaensis, 408 nucleotides. RefSeq lists its product as uncharacterized. Gene Ontology annotation, molecular function: protein binding. The record is from RefSeq and is a predicted model, not a curated record. Lineage: Eukaryota; Viridiplantae; Streptophyta; Magnoliopsida; Fabales; Fabaceae.
AUGACUGGAACUUAUAAGACAAACAAAAAGAAAGGAAACAUACCCGUCGAGUAUGAAUGUCCGCUGAAUAUUCUGCCUCGCAAUAUAUGGGUGAGGAUUGCAACGAAGGUUGCAUCGAAUUCGAUCCAUGACCUGUUCAACAUGCAGGCUACUUGCAAGGUGUUUCUUGAUGCAGGUAGUUCCGACGCUGUGUACCAACAUGCGACAAUGUGGCAGAUACGGCUAAUCUCCUUUUUAUUUUACCUUGACCGGCCUGAAAGGAGGUUUCUCGAUCGCUGCAUGGAAGCAAGAAAUGCGGAUGUUAUACUCCGGCAGGGGUUGACGGAGUAUUUCUGGAUUGACCACUGUGGCAUUGAGAUGGAACUUCUUGCUAGGGCCUCGAUGGAGGGCAACAUCGAAUUAGGUUAG